UUGGUGGCUACGUGUUUUGUUGAAGCGAUACGGACCGAUUACUUUCCUGCAUGUUUGCACAGCUGGAUCUCGUUAGGAGUUUCAAACAACCAAGAAAAGGACACUUUCCAUAGAAAACCAUGCGGUUUCUUGAUUCGUUACGAAGAUUAGAUGCGUACCCUAAGAUAGACAAUGAAUUUAGCAUACGCACAGUUUGUGGAGCGGCACUGACGCUGAUUAGCACGAUUGUAAUAGUUACCCUAGUGAUAGGCGAAAUCAAUGCCUACCUCUCACCCAACAUUUCGGAAGAAUUGUUCGUGGAUACGACACGGGGCCACAAGCUUAAAAUCAACCUAGAUUUUACCAUUCCGAGAAUAUCGUGCGAUUAUGUUUCGCUGGAUGCGCAAGAUUCAACGGGGGAGCAACAUUUGCACAUUGAGCAUAACAUCUACAAACGGAGACUAGAUCUGCAGGGCAAUCAAAUAGAAGAACCCAAAAAGGAGGACAUUCAGGCAUCGACGAAACGCAUAUCCAGCACUGAAUCACCUGCGACAACCACGCUUAAACCCGCUUGUGGAAGUUGUUAUGGCGCUGCUAAAAAUGCUUCCCAAUGCUGCAACACGUGUCAGGAAGUAAUUGAUGCGUAUCGUGAGCGAAAGUGGAACCCAAAUGUGGAGGAUUUUGAGCAAUGUAAGAACAGCAACGAUGGCAGCGUCGAAGGGAAGGCGUUCAGUGAGGGAUGUCACAUUUAUGGAACGAUGGAAGUAAAUCGGGUCGAGGGACGGUUCCACAUAGCGCCGGGGAAAAGCUUUUCCAUCAACCAUAUUCACGUGCACGAUGUACAACCGUACUCGUCGGCCCGGUUCAACACCACGCACAGAAUUAACACGCUCUCGUUCGGAGAACAGUUCGAGUUCGGAACGACACGUCCACUCGACGGACUGAUGGUGGAAGCGACCGAAGGCGCAAUGAUGUUUCAGUACUACAUAAAGAUAGUUCCCACAAUGUUUGUCCCGCUGAAGGGACCGACCGUAUAUACCAACCAAUUCUCCGUAACCAAGCACCAGAAAAGUGUCACGGCCAUGAGCGGUGAAACGGGAAUGCCUGGUAUUUUCGUCAACUAUGAACUAUCACCGCUGAUGGUCAAGUUCACCGAGAAACGAAACUCGCUCGGUCAUUUCGCUACCAACGUAUGUGCAAUUAUUGGCGGCAUCUUUACGGUGGCCGGCAUUAUCGAUUCGUUGCUAUUCACCUCGAUACACGUGAUCAAACGGAAGAUUGAACUUGGAAAGGCGAGCUAA
Anopheles moucheti is the source of this 1280-nucleotide messenger RNA. Its product is annotated as endoplasmic reticulum-Golgi intermediate compartment protein 3. NCBI's taxonomy places the organism in Eukaryota, Metazoa, Arthropoda, Insecta, Diptera, Culicidae. Bases 120 to 1280 code for a protein of 386 amino acids. Gene Ontology annotation, cellular component: endoplasmic reticulum; COPII-coated ER to Golgi transport vesicle; endoplasmic reticulum membrane. The record is from RefSeq and is a predicted model, not a curated record. The transcript has 6 exons. Gene Ontology annotation, biological process: retrograde vesicle-mediated transport, Golgi to endoplasmic reticulum; endoplasmic reticulum to Golgi vesicle-mediated transport.